ACCUCGCAGGCACUCGGGGAUCGCCCGUCGUUUUCUUGGUUUUUAUGUUUAUAAAAAUUGUUUUAUUGACGCGCGUCCCACACAUACGAAAACUAGCACGUGAACCGUGAUUUUUUUUUCGUUCCCGAGAUCGAUCGUUUCGACGUGCGAAAAUUAUUUGCCAGUCGAAUCGAGCGUACAUGUAUAGAGGUUAACACGAUACCGCAUAUUAUCGUUAUCGAAAAUUUCGCGAAAAUUCCAAUAGCAAAGAAGUUCGCGAAAACGUUCGCACGCACGAUACUGUAUAACUUUUACGCCGUACUACACGCAUCAUGACGACCUGCAAAUCUUGUUUCGCGUUGAUGAGCUCACUAGUCCUGUUAUCCUGCGCGCCGCGAUCUGCGGUCGCAGUUCAGACGGACGCACAAGCAAUGAUGUAUUUAUCUCAAUUUGGUUACUUGAGCCCUUCGAUGAAAAAUCCAAAUUCAGGUCAUAUCAUGUCUGAGGAAACAAUGGCUCGAGCGUUAAUGGAGUUUCAAUCAUUCGUUGGUCUAAAUCUGACAGGUCACUUGGAUGACGAAACGCUACACUAUAUGAGUAUGCCUAGAUGUGGUGUUCGAGACAAAGUGGGAUUUGCUACAGACUCCAGGUCCAGAAGAUAUGCUCUACAAGGUAGCCGGUGGAGGGUGAAAGAUUUGACGUAUAAAAUAUCCAAGUAUCCUAAACUGCUGGGUAAGUCGGAAACGGACUCGGAAAUCCGGAAAGCAUUCGACGUAUGGUCUGAAGUUACACCGUUGACGUUUACUCACAAAAAGUCCGGACAAGUACACAUCGAAAUCAGAUUUGAAAAAGGCGAACACGGCGAUGGGGAUCCAUUCGACGGACCGGGUGGAACUUUAGCACAUGCUUUCUUUCCAGUAUACGGUGGUGAUGCUCAUUUUGAUGAUUCAGAAAAAUGGUCAAUAGGUUCAUUUAAAGGUACUAAUUUAUUCCAAGUAGCAGCUCACGAAUUUGGUCACUCAUUAGGAUUAUCUCACUCUGAUGUCCGGUCCGCAUUAAUGGCACCGUUCUAUAGAGGUUAUAAUCCGUCAUUUAAUUUGGAUAGCGAUGACGUAGAAGCCAUUCAGGCUCUGUAUGGUGCUAACACCUCGGCAGAAGGAUCAGACAACGACGACGACAGUACUAGCCAAGGAUCGGGUAAAAAGACAACAACGCAAGAACCGCCGGGCACAGAGGGCAGCGACGCUGAAUUAUGCACAGACACUAAAGUGAACGCUUUGUUCAAUUCGGCCGCCGGUGAAACGUUUGUGUUUAAAGGUGAUUAUUAUUGGAAGUUGACUGACGACGGACUCGCUCAAGGAUUUCCCAAGCCUAUCGCAGGCACGUGGUCUGGCCUUCCAGGCAGCAUAGACGCUGCAUUUACGUAUAAAAACGGUAAAACUUAUUUCUUCAAAGGCACAAAGUAUUGGAAGUACACUGACACCACAAUGGAUGACGGGUAUCCAAAAGACAUAGCCGAAGGCUUUGCCGGUAUCCCGGAUAAUGUUGACGCCGCUCUAGUUUGGAGCGGGAACGGAAAGAUUUACUUUUUCAAAGGCUCAAAGUUUUGGAAAUUCGACCCAAUUCAAAAGCCUCCCGUAAAGAGCACGUACCCGAAGCCUAUUAGCAAUUGGGAUGGUAUACCAGAUAAUAUAGACGCAGUUUUGCAUUACACGAAUGGCUAUACAUACUUCUUCAAAGACGAAAACUAUUACAGAUUCAAUGACAGAACAUUUGCUGUCGAUAUUGCAGACCCACCUUUCCCACGUAAUGCUGGAUAUUGGUGGUUUGGUUGUAGAGCUGAAAAUAAGGGACAUCGGCAAGAAAUGACUGCAGCGCCCAGUGUACUUAGACCAACGUGGCUGGAAGUGAGACGGGAUCACAAGGGGAAUCAAAACACAGAUGUCGGUGAUCUGAUAUUGGACGCAGAAGAAGAUAGUGGCCACACAAGUAUUUUGAAAAUAUGAUACUGUGCGGAGGACCGCGUCGAUUUAUUAUAUUGUUUGUUGAAUGUUUUGGACACAGUGUAAUACCUUACCUACACGUCAAGUGCCGAGUACAACUACUGGACCUACCGAGUUAUCGACCGACUGCAACGCCACCGUGCCGGAGGCAUGUUUUUGUAUAUAUCGGUAUGCCUAUACAAAUAUGAAAAAAAAAAAACAAAUAAUUGUUAUUAGGAUUCAAAAGGCCCGUGUACAGCCUUUAAAUAUUUAUUCCGAACUUUGAAUGUACGAGUUCAGCGUUGGGUCGACUUUUUAAGAGACUGAAUUUUACACAUCGUUAUAUAAUAUUAUAUGUACCUGUAUUUAAGAUGAUAUCAUUAUAUUUAAUUUUUAUAGUAGAUAUUAUUUUUAUUGUAAUAUAUACAUAGGUAUACGUUUGUUUUGUUUGAAAAUUAAUAUUAUUCUCAUUCCUUGUAGAGAUAUUAUUUUUUUAAUUAUUUUGUAUUUUAUUUCAAUAAUAUUAUCUCAUGAUACGCGAAAUAAUACUAUGUUGCAUUUAUAUAUUUAGUACAUUGUUCAACUUUUACAGUUUUUGAAUGAAACUUGAAAUAUUGUUUGAAAAUAUAGAAACUGUAACUGA
This is a messenger RNA of Rhopalosiphum maidis (corn leaf aphid), 2604 nucleotides long. It is a transcript of the gene Mmp1, whose product is annotated as matrix metalloproteinase-16. The transcript is spliced from 11 exons. Lineage: Eukaryota; Metazoa; Arthropoda; Insecta; Hemiptera; Aphididae. The record is from RefSeq and is a predicted model, not a curated record. Gene Ontology annotation, molecular function: metalloendopeptidase activity; zinc ion binding. Gene Ontology annotation, biological process: proteolysis; collagen catabolic process; extracellular matrix organization. Bases 312 to 1985 code for a protein of 557 amino acids. Gene Ontology annotation, cellular component: extracellular matrix.